Molecule: messenger RNA, 2564 nt
Organism: Theobroma cacao (cacao)
Lineage: Eukaryota; Viridiplantae; Streptophyta; Magnoliopsida; Malvales; Malvaceae
Molecular function (GO): protein binding
Source: RefSeq, a predicted model, not a curated record
AAAGAUAACAAAGGGGAAACAAAAUAAAGAAGAAAAAGCAAAUGAGAGGGGAGAUAGCAGCAGAGACAAUGACGAAGAAGAAGAAGAAGAAGGGACGACCGUCUCUCUUAGAACUCCAAAAACGCUCUCUCAAACAACAACAACAACAGGAGCAGCAGCAAUUGCAACGACAAAAAAACCCUAAUCUCAUAAACCCUAAUUUUUCUACCAAUUCGAACCGCCGAUCCACUCGCCGGAACCCCAAUCUCGAUGGAGGCUCCCCGGUGCCCGAAUGGAUUGACGGAGGAGACGACGACGACGACGAGCGCCAACAGAAAAAGCAUAAGCUAUUGCUUGGCCUCAAUUCUUCUCGUAAUCGUCAGCAUUAUCCAAAUUCUUCGGCGCCCAAUUCGGCCUCCUACGGAUCCGAUUCGAAUGCGGAUGGUGAGGAUCCUGAGGCGUCCCUCAAGCGCGGCAAAGUUGCCUCACUCCGUCCUGGAUCUGAUCAAAUGGGGGAAAAGGUUUCGAAAGCGACGGACACUCUUCAUGGGUCACCGGUGGAGUCUGGCCCCACGACACCUUUGCCAGACAAAAAGUUGUUGGUGUUCAUUCUUGACAGGCUUCAAAAGAAGGACACGUAUGGGGCUUACUCUGAGCCAGUGGAUCCUGAAGAGCUGCCUGAUUACCUUGACAUUAUUGCACACCCAAUGGACUUUCAGACAGUCAGGAAAAAACUUGACGGGGGAGCUUAUACAACCUUGGAACAAUUUGAGAAAGAUGUUCUUCUGAUAUGCUCGAAUGCAAUGAAGUAUAAUGCACCAGAUACUAUUUACUUUCGACAGGCACGAUCAAUGCAAGAGCUGGCUAAAAAGGACUUUGAGAACUUGAGGCAAGAUAGCGAUGAGGGUGAACCACAACCAAAGGUCGUAAGGAGAGGACGGCCACCUGGAAAGAGCCUCAAAAAGUCAUUGGAGUCAUCUUCUUUAGACCGUGUUGGUUCUGAGUUUUCUUCAGGUGCAACUCUAGCUACAGGACCAGAUGCUUCCAGCCUUUCAAACACUUACAAUUUAAGGAAAGGACCUAGUUCACAUAAGCUCCGGCCUGCUGAUACAUCAGUCAGGCCCUCCUGGGUUUCUCAUAGCAAUGAAAAUCAUGCCAGCUGGUCAUCUGAAUGGGAGAACGAAUUUCCAGCUUCUGUUGUGAAGGCUGUGAUGAAGUAUGGGAAGAAACAUUUUCCAGUAGAUGAGAACAAGCGUGACACCUACAACCCUUCAUCGACUUGCAGACAUGAGCAGCCUAUCUUUUCCACAUUGGAUGAAGAAUUGAAGCAACUGAUUCCGGUUGGUCUGAGUGCAGAAAAUGGUUAUGCUACAAGCUUGGCACGUUUUGCUGCUGAUCUUGGACCUGUUGUUUGGAAAAUCGCUUCAAAGAAAAUUGAAAGUGUUUUGCCUAGUGGACUGAAGUUUGGUCCUGGAUGGGUAGGAGAAAACAGGACAAUAGAGCAGCCACAACUUUCAUUUUCUGAAAAGCAGAAAUCUUCAAAUUCUCUUUCUGAUCACCAUUCUAGCAGGCUUUUUUCUCCUCCAGCUACUUCAGGUUCAAACUCAAUUGCCGGAAGUAGAGUUCCUUCGCAAGGUAGAGAAGAUGCAGAAACUGUCAGAGGACUAGGUUCUCAAAAUGACUUUACUUCACCAUAUAGCAAAGUUGGUGACAUCAAGUCUGCACCUCUUCAUCAGUUUCAGCAAAGACCUUUACUGCACUCGGGUAUCAAUGGUUCUAUUGGUGGAUUCGGGAUUGGUUAUCCUCCUCAAAUGAGAUUGGUAACACAGCCUGGGAAUCCCUUGUCUGAAAAGACUUCAGUGACUUCUCAAACACAUGGCAUGGUUUCAGGUAGCAGCACCGCCAUGUGCCCGAUGCCUGCAAGUGAUUUUCUUUCCAGCGAGGCUAAGUUUGCAGAUAGUUCAACUACUUUACAUUCUGGAAAUACAAUGGCUGUAGGUCCUGACCUGGCAUCACAUGCAGCAACUAAUGUUGGGCUUCUGCAGAAAUCCUAUAAUCAACAAGAUUUCCUUCCAUUUCCCCCGGAUCUUAAUGUGAGAUUCCUGGCACCAGGUUCACCUAGUUCUAGUGUACCAAUUGGUUCACCCCAGCACCCAGAUUUAGCAUUGCAACUCUGAUAAUUGGCGGCAUUAUUUCCAUAUGAUUUGACAUAAGGUAAUUGCAGUGUUAGGUCUUCGCCUGUAUAUGAAUGAAAAUAUGGAGCCGAAUUUAUCACAUUUUUCAUUGGAUGGUUCACUGAGUAGGAGUUCCUCAAGAAGUCGUAAGAUCAGAUGGUAGGAAAAAUUUGUACAGAUUGAUAUAUCAAAAUUUUUCAAAAGGUAAAAAAAAAAAAAUCAACAGAUUUAUAUGUGACAUCUGACUCGAUGUUUAGAUAUUCUGAGUUGUUCAGUUGAAAACAGGAACAUGAAAAUAUAGUAGCUCAAAAAUAGAAAAGUGGAGCAGACUGUUAAUUUGUUAACUUGAUGAUUCCCACUGUUUAUUUGCAUUUGUUGAAGAUGUAUGUCAGUGAGAUGUUCAUUGGAAUU